This is a messenger RNA of Tripterygium wilfordii, 2090 nucleotides long. RefSeq lists its product as uncharacterized. The transcript is spliced from 2 exons. The record is from RefSeq and is a predicted model, not a curated record. The coding region runs from base 590 to 1879 and encodes 429 amino acids. NCBI's taxonomy places the organism in Eukaryota, Viridiplantae, Streptophyta, Magnoliopsida, Celastrales, Celastraceae.
UUAUUGUACAAACUGCUAGUCUCUGCUGUUCUUUUACUCUCUCUUGUGUUCUGCCGUCUCGUUUGUUUUUUGCUCUGCUUACUGGUUCUGUAAUUUGUACUCUACCUGCUGUCUGGUUUGCUCUUGGUUGUGCUUACUGUAUUUUGAGUUAGGUUUAAUCUUUCUUUUUUUGUGUUUGGUUGUUAGAAUUUGAACAUGUAUGAUAUUAUCUAAUUGUUAUUGCAUUAUGUUAUUGUUGUGACAUGUAUUGGUAUUUGAAAAUAUGCUUAUUUUAACAUAGUAUGAAACCCCUUCUCCGAUUCCGAUUAAAUUUUACGGUUUCACUACCAUGCCUCCUCCCCUGACAUUUUAAGCAAAAUUCAAGCAAUUCCUACAUAUUGUUGGGAGAGGGGACUUAUAUCAUCAUGUUAUUGGGUAAAUUAUGCCUGAAGCAGUGAAGCCUCAAACUUUUUUCACAACGAGUAUAAGAAUUAACGGCUACUCAUGUUGUGAGUUGGUUUGCCUUCGGUUAAUAUUGGAGUGGGAAUCAAACUUAACUUUUCCUUAGCAAUCUGAGCAGGAGAGGAGAUUUGUGAAAGAGAGCCAGCGAAUGGGGGAUUGCAUGGAAGCAACUCUCUCUUCAGAACUUCUCGAUCUAGAUAUCAUUAGCAGUCGGUUAAGGAAGCUCACGGACAUUCAAACUAUCUACAAUGAAGAUUUAUCAGAAAUUCCCCCUUCGGAGUCUGAAAAUUUACUGCGAGACUGUGCUCUCCAUCUCGAGAACAAAGUGGAGCAGAUUAUGUCAGAACUCUCUGAUGUGAGUUUGUUGGGUAUUCAAGACUUGGAUACACUCACAGAGCACUUGAAAGAAGAACUUAGUGCAACAGAGGCUGAAAGUGCUAAAAUAUGUGACCAAAUUGAGGCUUUGACAAACACUCAUGUCAAAGAUUGUAGUCAGCUGGAGAGUGAUCUUGAAGCUUUGAAAUAUUCGUUGGAUUUUAUUAAAUCACAGAGUCUGGAGAAAGUAAAAGACGAUGCACAUGUUAUUAGCUCUACAGAAGGGGAGGAUCAAUUGGAUUUGAUAAGUAUUCAUAGAGACCAAAGAUUUGAGAUUUUGGAUCUUGAAAACCAGUUUGAGAAAAGCAAAAACAUUUUGAGGUCUUUAGAGGAUCUUGAUUUCGAAAUUAAAAGGGUUGGUGCCAUUGGACAGAUUGAGGAUGCAUUGACAGGUCUAAAGGUCAUUGACUUUGAUGGAACCAGCAUUAGGUUGUCACUGCAAACAUACCUUCCAAAAACGGAAUUCUUAAGCCAGCAAAGUGUGGAAGAUAUUUCUGAACCAUUUGAUGUAAAUCAUGAAUUACUGCUUGAAAUCCUGGACGGGACAAUGGAUAUAAAGACAGUUGAGAUAUUUCCGAAUGAUGUAUACAUUGGAGAUAUUGUCGAUGCUGCAAAAUCUUUCAGGCAGUUGUUCUGCCCAUUGGUGGCACUGGAAACAAGAUCGUCAUUGGCAUGGUUUAUGAGAAAAGUGCAAGACAGAAUUAUAUUGUGCACUUUGAGACAAUUGGUGGUGAAGAGUGCAAAUAAAUCAAGGCACUCCUUUGAGUACCUGGAUAGAGAUGAGACUAUAGUUGCUCAUUUGGUUGUGGGAGUUGAUGCAUUCAUAAAGGUUUCGCAAGGUUGGCCUUUGUCAGAUUCUGCACUGAAGUUGGUUUCUCUGAAGAGCACAAAUCAUCAUUCAAAGGAUGUUUCUUUAAGCUUUCCUUGCAAGGUUGAGGAAGCAGCAAAUUCCUUGGAUGUACAAAUGUGGCACAGUUUAUCAAGCUUUGUGGAUGCUCUUGAAAAGGUACUUGUGGAGCAAAAGCAUUUGGAAAAUCAUUCUGACGAUAACCUUCGAGUAUGAUUGCUCCUAAUAGUCUUGUAUACUAUUGGCAAUCACGAAACGCUCUGUAUAUUUACACCGAGAAAUCGUUGUUUGAAUGUGUCAAUUUAUGUUAGUCUUGUAUGCUUUGCUCCCAUUUACUGCACGAGGUCUAUGACUAUUUUGUGCAUAAUGAAUUUUUUUCCAUUUUGAGUGUUGAUCAAAAGCUAUUUGAUGUUGCUUGAAGUAGAUA